Trichomonas vaginalis G3 is the source of this 1242-nucleotide messenger RNA. RefSeq lists its product as uncharacterized. The coding region runs from base 1 to 1242 and encodes 413 amino acids. The record is from RefSeq and is a predicted model, not a curated record. The transcript has a single exon. Lineage: Eukaryota; Parabasalia; Trichomonadida; Trichomonadidae.
AUGGGUGCAAAUCAUUCAGUGAUUCGUGUGAUUUCUGGCUGCCCAUGGAUAAAACCGGGCAUUGUUGAGAGUGAAAUCGAAGAUAUCCUUGCAUUUGGCGCUUCAACAGAAACAAAUGAAGAACUUUUGCAAAAUCUUAAGAAGAAGAUAUGCAAAAUACCUUCAGUUGAGAAUUGCACAUUCGAAUAUCAACCAAGAAGAUUCUUCAGACCACGAACAGUAACAAUGAAUAUUGAUCCAAAAGAAGAAGGACCUUCAUUACAAAUUGUAUCUGGUCCUAAACAUCAAUUUGGAAUGGGACUAGCACUAGAUUAUAUUGGACAUCCUUCAUCGGCUCAAUUCUCCCUUUCAUAUGCUCCAUUUUUCGGAAAAGUCAUUUCACUUGGCGUAAAAUACCCAUUGAUGAAUAUGACUAAUCUCAAAGAAAAUACCCCUGUUCCAUUACUUCAUUUCAUUGCUCAAAUGUACACAAAAGAGAUCAAUAAUAUAGGUUAUCCAACAAUUACUGUUAAAACGAAAUAUAUUCCAUAUGUAAAGUCAUUUAUACCAAGUGUAUACUUCACAAAUAGGAGUUACACCCCAAAACUUAAUUCAACUUACACUUGGGAUUUUGAAAGAUACUUCAAAGACCCUGAGAACUAUAAUGUACUCGGAAUUAAGCUUGCACAUAAAACAACAUUCGAUAAUCUCGAGAUUUAUGGUACUGAUAAGAACGUAAUCUUAAAUAUUCGCAAUGUUUCAAAAUUAUUUGCAAUUCAAGACUCACGCAGAACAUAUCCAGCAUUAAAAUACAUCGGAAAGAUACAUUUCAAGCUUCCUCCUAACCUUUCUUUAAGAGGAGAAGCUGGAUCAGUUAUUUCUCCACAAGCCUUGCCUUAUCCUGAGCGAUUCCAUCUCUCUCAAUCUAAAACUACAAGAAGUCUCGUUCCUCAGAAGUUUUCUCCUAAAUUUGGCCAUACUUACACAGGUAUUGAACAUUAUUUAGCUUUCACAGAAGAAUUCAGGUUCUAUAACAAAAAUACUACAUUAUCUGUAUUCAAUACGAAUGCUUUCGGUGCUACUUUCUGCAGAACUAAUCCUGCAGAGAGACUUCCGGCUUUUGUCCAAAUGGGAAGCAUCGGAAUUUCAGCAGGAGUUCGUAUUAAACCAUACGAUAUCGAAUUCGUUUGGUCAACUGCUUACACCAAGUCAGAACAUGUUCCUCAUCAUUCUUUCACAACAGUCAUCACAAACAUAGAUUAA